AUGAAUGAUGAACUAACAACACAAUCACCUCCAGCGCCAAUUGUUUUGAAAUUAAAAAAAUACGAUGAUAUCAUUCUUCCUCAUUCAUCUCGUUUAUCAACAGAUAUUCUAAACGAUACGUCUUCUUCGUCAUUUAGUCCAGCUAAUGAACCUCCGAUUGUUACAACAGUAUCACCCACAACUCUUCGUGUCAAAUUGAAAAAACCAUUGUACAAUACGGAUGAUGAUGAAUGUUUAAAUACGAAUUCAGUCGAGACUAAUUCUCGUCCUGCCAAACGUAGUAAAAAAUCUUCCUCCAAUGAUAAUCUGUACAAUAACAUAUCAGAAAUCAAUAAUGAUCUAGAGUCUAGUCAACAAGAGAUGAACGAAAUAAAACAAGAACAUUGUGUUAUUAACGAACAACCAACGAAUUCGCCAUUGGUUCUGAAAAUUCGCCGAGAUAGUUUAACUUCAACUAUUGGAAAUACAACCGCAGCUGACGCAGACACCAAUCGACAGCUACUACUUAAACUAAAGAAAAAUGAAUAUGGAGAAUUAACAACAAAACCAGUGCCUGUAGAUAAUAUCCCCAAUACCUUCACCAACAAUGAGUAUACCAAUGGACACAGCGAAGGAUUAAAUGACUCGUUCAAUUCUCCCAUCCACCAAGAAAAUCUACCUGCAAUUCAACCACAUAUUACAAAUAUGUUAUCAAAUCUAACUGAUGAUAAUCAAUGGAAUGAUCAACCGAUCAAUAGUAAUCAUAUUUCUCAACAGACGACUACAACUACUACUAGUCAUGUUCCAAUGAAUACAACUCCGACGACACCGUCGAUCAUGUCAACCGCAUCGGAAACUCAUACAAAAGAGCUUCUGGAUGAAGCAUUGGACAGUGUCAAAAGUGUUCUGAUGCAAACAUUCAAGAAGAAUUUGGAAGCGGGUGGCGAUCUAAAUGCACUGAAAAGUAGUUUAGGUUCGGAUGAAGUCGCCGAAGUAUUUCUAUCAAAAUUACGAGAAUCACUUAAACGUGAAACGACAACUAUUACUGAGAAUGAACAAAAACCCUUGGAACAUAUCAAUAUGAACACCGAAGUUCGUCCUUGUCAACCGACAACUCCAUCGUCUUCGUCUUUAAAUACAAUUAUAUCUCCAAUUAUGAAUGUUGUCUCACCGUCACCUUCGUCAUCUUCGCCUCUUCCAUCGAUAUCAACCAUUAUGAACAAAACGACAUCAUCCUCUCCCUCGACGCCGAUUCCUACCUCGCCACAACCGGUAACACCAAGUAGUAAUAAACGUAAAUCUUCCAAUCCAAUAACAAAUCCCAAUCGUUUCGAUGGAGCAACAGAAGAAGAAUUAGCUAAACGUCUCCUAUCAGAUAUUCUGCAACCAAAUCUCGAUAUUGUUUUUGUUGGAAUCAAUCCAAGUCUCUAUGCUGUACAUAAAGGUCAUCAUUAUGGCGGACCAGGAAAUCAUUUUUGGAAAUUACUUCACAUGUCUGAACUAAUUCCGAAUGCAUUUACAGCUGAAGAUGAUUAUCGAAUGCCACAGUAUGGUAUCGGUUUUACGAAUAUCGUGCAACGGCCAACGAAAGCUGGGUCAGACAUUACAAAAGAUGAGAUUACUGCUGGAGCGGAAAUCUUAAUGCAAAAGAUUAAAAUGUAUCGACCGAAAGUUGUUGCAUUCAAUGGCCGAGGUAUUUACGAAGUCUAUGCCGGUAAUAAACAUUUUCAUUAUGGUAAACAGCCUGAACUAUUUCCCGAAACAGAUACACAUGUUUUUGUCAUGCCAUCAUCGAGCGCUCGUUGUUCUCAGUUACCACGCGCCGAAGAUAAACUUCCGUUCUACGUUGGAUUACGAAAAUUGCGCGAUUUUGUUAAUGGAACAUUACAUUCACUGAAUGAGGCUGAAAUAACGUUUCCAGAUAUAAAAAUCAAAGAUACAGAUGAUGUAUUACAGAAAACAGUGAUUCGCAUUAGUAAUAAACCAUUUUCGGAACUUGCACCGGAAAUACUGAAAUCCUACGGAGACAAGAUACCAUCAGCACAAUUAGUAUCGAAGUUUAAACCGAAUGCAAUAACAACUCAAACAAUGUCGAUUCUACAUACUCAACAAAAUGGCAAUUUACUCAAUUAUGAUCAACAAGGAUCGAUUAGUAAUGAAAUUCUCACGACAAAAUCUUCAGUGGGAGAGCAUACAUCUUCGAAUACAGCAAUACCUAUGAAUGAUACAGAUGCCGCUGUAUUAGCAGCAUUGGCUAAUGGUGCAUUUAGCUCCUCGUCACAAGUACGACAAUCUCAAACGAUUCAUCUUAGUCGACUGCAACAACAAACCGUUUCCUUCUCAGGAUCUUCGUUGAAAUCCAAUGGUACAAGUCAAACUACUUGCACGCCAACUACGUCUCAUACCAUUCACCAUUUACCACAGAACUCUUCCAGCGAACAACUGACACAGCCAAUAACAUCUUCUAUUCCAAUCCUAUCAACUAAUUCUCAGAUCGUUCCUCACCAAAUCGUUGUUAUCAAUCCUAAUGAACGUCCGACAUCAAGCAAUCCUAUAUUAAAUUCAAAUUCAUUAAAAGAUCUCUUAUCUAGUCAGCAACCUACUCAAAAGCAACAGUUUGUUGUCCCAUCGAUUCCCGCUUCUGUUCAAACAUCGAAUACCAAUCUUCCUCGUGCGGCAAUAACGACGAAUAAACUCUCGACUGCUACAGCCGAUGACAGUCUUUAUCUUCAUUACGAACGUGAACAGCCAUCAACUCAAAGUCCGUUUCACUUUUCAUUUGUCAUCGAUGAAUAUUCAUCCACUCCCAAACGUUCACGGUAUGUUUCAAUCAAUGAUCUAUAA
This is a messenger RNA of Adineta ricciae, 2823 nucleotides long. The record is from the annotation of a GenBank genome assembly. Lineage: Eukaryota; Metazoa; Rotifera; Eurotatoria; Adinetida; Adinetidae.